Messenger RNA from Camellia sinensis, 1075 nucleotides. NCBI's taxonomy places the organism in Eukaryota, Viridiplantae, Streptophyta, Magnoliopsida, Ericales, Theaceae. The record is from RefSeq and is a predicted model, not a curated record.
CACCUGUUUCCCCACAGGUUCAGACCAUGAAUCAUGCAUCAGAAAUUCAGCAAACCACUGCAAUGACUACCACAGGAUCUGAACAAUCUUCAUCAGCCUUGCCAAUUACUGUUUCACCCUAUGUUAAGGGUAACAUGAACAAGAUGGCAAGUCAUGCAUCAGCAAGUCACCAAACUACUGCAACAACUGCCAUGGGAACUGAACAAUCUUUGGCAAGCUUGCAGGUGAGCCAUUCAUCAGGAGUUCAGCAAACUACCCCAAGGACUGCCCCGAGAAUUGAACAAUCUUUGGCAAGCCUGUCAACCACUGCUCUACCUGUGAUGCGACCGGACCAUUCUUCAGCAGUUCACUUGCCUAGUCCAUGUGGACCCACUUUCAACUCCGUGAUCUAUUGCAAGGGGAACAUUGCUGCUGCUUGUGAAUUUCGAGCCCCUGCCCCACACCUACAACGCUUCAGACCUUCGCCAGAAGUGUCACCGCCCUACCUUCCGCACCUUUCUAAUGGGAUGAUGCCAAGUCAGCAAUCACCCGGUAAUUCAUCAGUAGCGUCUUGCCGACCGACUCAAGUAACUGGCAACAAUACCAGCUUACCUGUUAUCAGGGGUUCUUUGUCUGGCCCGAGGCUGCCCAUCAGCAUUAUCAACUUGCCUGCUUCAGAGCUUCGAAGCCAGUCCUUAACUCCGGUUAAGUUGAAUUCAACUUAAAGAUGCCAUCAGAGUUAGUUUUGCUUCUCUGCUGAUGACUUGUCAGGCUAAAGAGUGAUAUUUUAGGAUGGUUUUCGUACAGACGGCAAGGUGUUUGGGACAUUUGGAAGUACAAAAAUAGUUUAAUUACAUUAGUGCUACAGGAAAAUAGAAGAACUAUGGUGGAGGCAUCAUCUUUAAUUAGUCAUUACAAAAAAAAGAUAAAAAAAAAAACACAACAAAAUGGUGCUGCCAAUGCCAUGGGCAUAGGAAACAUUAUGCAGUCUUUUUUGUUUUUUAUUUUAUUUUUUUGCUGAUUUUACCUAGUGUAUUGCAAUAUAUGUUUUGCUCACAAAUUAUGGUGUAUUGCUUUUGCUUUUGCUUUUGCUUUC